Rotaria sp. Silwood1 is the source of this 735-nucleotide messenger RNA. The record is from the annotation of a GenBank genome assembly. Lineage: Eukaryota; Metazoa; Rotifera; Eurotatoria; Philodinida; Philodinidae.
AUGCGUACAAUUGAUGAGUAUUUACAAGAUUAUAUGAUUGCUAUCUAUGAUCUUGAAUUAAAUCCAACUCAAUUAAAUAUGAUCAAAGAAAACUGUGAAAGAUGUACAAUUAUUCCAUUUCCAUUUACUCGAAUCGAAUCUGUGGCUCCUCAUAUUCGAAAUUUACGUAAUUUUGCUUGGAAACCAAUCGUAAUUCAGGAUGCUGUACGACGUUUUGGUUCUAUUAUUUAUGGUGAUACAUCAAUUCGUUAUAAAACAUCAAAAUUUGAUCGUUUACUUAUUGAUAAUCUCAUACGUGGUUUUUCAUGUCGUGAAUUACCUGGACAUUAUCUAUCACAUUUUACUUUUGAUGGAACAUUUUCAUGGUUUAAUGAAACAUCUUCAUCAUUUGAUAAUAUAUAUAUAGCUGAAGCAGGUUUUCUUGUUGUGACAGAUAAUUUUCUAUCACGUCUUAUACUUAAAACAUGGGUUACAUGUGCACUUGAUGAGAAUUGUAUAGCACCAUUAAAAUCAAAAACUCAAUUGACGCUUGGCAUCCGACCAAUAACAAAGCAUCGUUAUGAUCAAUCAGCUAUGGUGACUAUAUUAUCAUUUUAUUUUUUUCCAAGUUUACGUCAAAAUGGUAAAAGUGAUCCAGCACCAUAUGAUAUGUAUACAUCAAUACAAGAAAACCUAGCAAAAGUUGAACGUAAUAGAGCUGAUAAACAUUAUUUUACAAGUAGAAAAAAAUCUUAA